AUUCGACAAUGUAGACACGAUAUAUAGUUUAGAAAUGUUAACUUGUUGUAUACGAAAAAAAUUGAAAUCGUCGAGGAAAAAUUCCCUCGAAACACAAAACGAAUUAGCUAAUGCAGUAGGACAAGAAAAACCCUCGUCAAACCCAAUAAAUCCAAUAUCUGAAACUAAACAGAACGAAGGAGAGAAUAGAAAAAUGUCGAGUAUUUCGCUGAAUAGUUUUUAUAGUAUUAAAUCGUCAAGAUCUGAAAGUGAUGGUGCCGAUUACUAUAGCGUGUGCAGUGUGGAUUCAUAUAAAAGUGUUUAA
Messenger RNA from Phyllotreta striolata, 304 nucleotides. The record is from the annotation of a GenBank genome assembly. NCBI's taxonomy places the organism in Eukaryota, Metazoa, Arthropoda, Insecta, Coleoptera, Chrysomelidae.